AUGAGUGAGGAAUACAAUGAACCCCCUGCGGAGGACGAUGGCUGCGGAGCCGGACCUGGCGCACCGACGCCCCUCUCGGCGCUGGAGGGUAUUGCCGGCUUGACGAAGCGAGAUAUCCAGCUUGUCGUUGAUGGAGGUUUCAACACGGUCGAAUCAGUCGCCUAUACGCCGCGGAGAAUGCUGGAGCAGAUCAAAGGAAUUUCGGAGCAAAAGGCCACCAAGAUCUUGGGCGAAGCCUCGAAGCUGGUACCCAUGGGCUUUACAACGGCAACCGAGAUGCACCAACGGAGGAGCGAGCUCAUAUCCAUAACGACCGGAUCCAAGAACCUCGAUACGCUACUCGCCGGAGGAGUUGAGACUGGCUCCGUCACGGAGCUCUUUGGCGAGUUUAGAACCGGCAAGAGUCAGAUUUGCCACACGCUGGCCGUGACCUGCCAGCUGCCUUUUGACAUGGGGGGUGGCGAGGGGAAGUGUCUGUACAUCGACACCGAAGGAACCUUCCGACCCGUCAGGCUCCUCGCCGUCGCCAACCGAUUUGGUCUCUCGGGCGAAGAAGUUCUCGACAACGUCGCCUACGCUCGUGCGUACAACUCUGACCAUCAACUUCAGCUGCUCAACCAAGCGGCCGCCAUGAUGUGCGAGACCCGCUUCUCCCUCCUCAUUGUAGACAGCGCCACGGCCCUGUACCGUACCGACUUUUGCGGCCGUGGAGAGCUGUCAAACAGGCAGACCCAUUUGGCCAAGUUUAUGAGGACCCUGCAGCGUCUGGCAGACGAGUUCGGCAUCGCCGUCGUCAUUUCGAACCAAGUCGUUGCCCAGGUCGACGGCGGGCCAAGCGCCAUGUUCAACCCGGAUCCGAAGAAGCCGAUCGGUGGCAAUAUCAUCGCCCACGCCAGCACCACUCGAAUCAGCCUGAAGAAGGGUCGUGGGGAGACGCGGAUUGCCAAGAUUUACGACAGCCCGUGUCUGCCGGAAAGUGAUACCUUGUUUGCCAUCAACGAGGACGGCAUCGGCGACCCUGCACCGAAGGACAUGGAGAAGGACUAG
This is a messenger RNA of Drechmeria coniospora, 1047 nucleotides long. Its product is annotated as putative Rad51 -like protein. Gene Ontology annotation, biological process: chromosome organization involved in meiotic cell cycle; reciprocal meiotic recombination; DNA recombinase assembly. Gene Ontology annotation, molecular function: ATP hydrolysis activity; ATP binding; double-stranded DNA binding. Gene Ontology annotation, cellular component: condensed nuclear chromosome. Lineage: Eukaryota; Fungi; Ascomycota; Sordariomycetes; Hypocreales; Ophiocordycipitaceae. The transcript has 3 exons. The record is from RefSeq and is a predicted model, not a curated record. The coding region runs from base 1 to 1047 and encodes 348 amino acids.